AUGUCUCUUCAGUACGCUCGCUACCAGCCAACCACACCGCCGGGCAUCGCGUUUGAAGAGUGUAUCGGAUCCGCGCAUAGUCGCAACCCAUCCGCUUCCUCGGUCCAUUCAGGCGAAUCAUCGCCGUGGUCCACCAUGACCGGAAUCACGAGCCCGGGGACUUCGCCAACGCGGCACCAUCAUGGCCCGGCUCUUCUGCCGAAGAUUCGUCCUCAGGACGUCGUGAUUGAACCUGUUUCUGCAGGGGGACCUCUGCGUACUCGUCGAGUCUUGUCCAACACGCGCAACCCGCCUGGUUUCCUUCCAUAUCCUCCUGCUCGUCUCUCUGUGCACCGCCACCACGUGGAUAUGGCUAGUGGACAGGGACUGGCAUCGCCCAUUUCUCCGAUUGUCACAGCUGCUCCACUUAGCGCGUCUGCAUUAUCACCCCCGAUGUCCAUUACUUCGCAUAAGCGGAGAGCGGGUGGUGGACAUUCUCGCUCUGUAUCAACCUCUAGCAUUGACGAAGCCACUCUGAAUCGAUAUGGGUAUCCAACCUAUCGACAGCUUCCAAAGUACAUGCCGCACAUGCAAACACACACUACACCCACAACCCCUAUAACCCCAGUGACUCCUAGCAUCAUGCUAUAUCCAGCUCAGCCGCAACCACAACCCGCGGAAAUCACUCGGCAUGCGCCGGUGCGCGCACAGCCUCCAUUGACAGUGCCAACGCCCCAGUACUGCUACACCCAGCCAUCUACUGCACAGAACUCACCAGCACAUCUGAUCAGCCCGCGGGAGGAAUUUAUGCCUCCUUCAACUAACUUGAUCGCUUACUUGACUUCCCCGACUCCCGCUAUCAAUUUGGUACGCAAUGUUAGCGUUGUUCCCACGCGUGGAAUGCACGACUACUUUUGGUGGGACAUUCGAACUUUGCGCAAUUGGUCUUCCUUCUCCUUCAACACUUUCGACUCCGAGGCCAUGAAAGACCUCACCAAGCUCCUCAGGACGGAAAUCUCCAGUGACUUCACUCCCCAAGUGGCAGUACCUCAAUCACGCCUCUCUCCCGAAUCAGAGCCGUCACUGGUCAAUCUCAUCCGCGAUCUCUACGCCCCGCGAGUCAAUGCAGCAUUGGCUGUUUCCCAAGGCUCAGAUCACCUGCAAUUGUACGCCGCUCCGGACAUGCGGCACACCGGCCACAAAAACCACGGCCACCCGCACUUUCUCGCAAACUAUGUCACCGACUCUGACCGAACCCUCUCCGGUCUCCCUCGGGGCCGUCUCGUCGGCAUUGUCAAGAGCUUCGACCGCUGGAACACAGCAAUGCGAAACGAGGCUCCUCACCGCCGCGUCGAAUAUCUCAAUGGCCUCGCUCACCUCCAGCGCUGCAUGCGCGAGCACUCCUGCCGCUAUGGCUUCAUCAUCACCGAGAUCGAACUCGUCUGUGUUCGCGCCGGCUGUGACGACGGCUGCGAUAUCCCGUAUUUCGGGUACCUCGAAGUCGCGACACCCAUCCCGCUCAAGACGGCAGCAACCCCCCAUGCACGACACGAUGCGUCCGCGCUCGCAACCCCUAUCAGCGCGCGCUCGUUCUCUUCGUCAUCGCACGGCUCCUCUAUCUCUCACGGAUCGCCGGUCUCUGAGUCAGAAUCUGUUGACGAUAGCUCCUCGACCCCUAUGACCGCGAGCCUGGCAUUGUACUUCCUUCUCAUGCUCUCCAAGGCUGUUCCUCUGCCUCAGCAGCCAUCUGCUCACCUCAACGUUGGUGGGCCCGGUGCACUUACCCGGCAGCGCAUUCUGCCUGAACCAAAGGAUAAGUGGAUCCCGGAGCCGCAAAUCGGCGAGAAGCGCGAUGCAAAGAGGGUGAGAGGCUGGGUUUGGCCUGAAGAUGCGUGGCACCGGCGAGAAGGGGGUGGGGCGCCACGGGCCCUGAAGCACGAGAUCAAGGCGAAGAAGUGGCCCAAAUAG
Penicillium chermesinum is the source of this 1947-nucleotide messenger RNA. RefSeq lists its product as uncharacterized. The record is from RefSeq and is a predicted model, not a curated record. Bases 1 to 1947 code for a protein of 648 amino acids. NCBI's taxonomy places the organism in Eukaryota, Fungi, Ascomycota, Eurotiomycetes, Eurotiales, Aspergillaceae. The transcript has a single exon.